Molecule: messenger RNA, 411 nt
Organism: Prunus armeniaca (apricot)
Lineage: Eukaryota; Viridiplantae; Streptophyta; Magnoliopsida; Rosales; Rosaceae
Source: the annotation of a GenBank genome assembly
AUGCCGAUUCGGCCUACCAAACGUCAUCGUAACCGACAACGGCAAGCAAUUCGAUUGCUCACGGUUUCGGCAUCUCUGCUCCCGGUUCAACAUCAGCAUCUUCUUUGCAUCCCCGGCACAUCCACAAUCGAACGGACAGGUGGAAGCCAUCAACAAGAUCAUCAAGAAAACACUGAAGAAGAAGCUGCGAGCCGCCAGGGCAAUUGGCCGGCCAUACUACCAGAAACACUCUGGGCCAUCAACACCUCCUACCGAAGGUCAACUGGAGAGACACUGUUCCCCUUAGCCUUCGGUACCGAAGCUAUAGUACCAGUGGAGGUACAUGCACCCAUAUGUCGAACGGCAUCUUACGACCUUCAGCAAAAUGAACAGCGGCUCGCCCUCAACCUUGAUCUCAUUGACGAACACUAA